AUGGUGGACGUACUUCUAGCUGUGGUCGGAUUUUUGUGGCUUACUUAUUUAUGGGAAAACUAUCUCUCAUACCGUCAGGUAAGGCAUUAGAUAAACAUAGAAAGUAAUUAUCUUUUUAGCUAAGGUAUUAUUUGACAAGGUUAUCUUUGGACGUACUUCCAGAGAGAAGUACUUGAAGAGAGUUGUACAUAUUUUAAAUUUCAUAACCGUACCCUAUUUCGUUUUGGCAAUGUGCUUUAGUUCCGCAGAUUUGUAUAAGCGCCUUAUUUAAAAAUUUUCCUGACCCCAGUGCUGUUAUUUCGUCUAAUUUGCAUUAUAUCCAGUAAAAUUUUGAAAGCAAUAGCUUUCGAAAACUGAAAUAUGUCAUGAAACGAUUUCACUUUCAGUUAAAACCAAUUUUCACUUAUCAAGAUAGUAUAAUCAGUAAAUUUCCACAUGCAAUUGUAUUGAAAAAUUCCAAAAGUAUCUUUUAAGAACUUCGUUGUCGGCUAUAUCAUUUAUACUCUCAAAAGUAUCACACUGAAAUAUCAAAAGAACACAAAAUGCAAGCCACUGGAUAUCUAGAGAUUACAUCCCCCUCUAUCCCUGUUUCUGUGUAAAAAGUGAAACUCACUAAAACAGACAUGAAUAAUUCAAAAUAUGAAAAAAAUACUCAUACAAUACAACCAUCUUCGAGAAGAAAAUCCAACAUUUUUGGCAGGAGAUAAAAUCAUCUUGAUUUUCCCUCUUCCCAAAAUUUCCAAACUUACUUUUGAGCAGGAAAUUUAGUAAACUGUAACCAGUGGUUCACUCUGUUCUCAUGAGACUCCUUAAGAGUCCCUAGAGUUGAUCUGUAUUUAGAACAGAGAAAGAAAAUUAUAAUUGUUAGAUCAGUUGGCCUAAAUGGAUGAUGAAGCUUUGUGUUUCUGUUAAGGGGCAAUGAAAAUAACUGGAAAAUUAUUGUCAACUAUUAUGCAACUAGUGAUCUUUUUUUCAUUUUUCUCCUUUUUUUUUUCAGCAUAAAGUUCUAAAGUACACCAAGGAUGUUCCUGAUGAGCUGAAAGAUACAUUGGAUCACAAGUCAUUUGAGAAAGCACGGGUUUAUCAGCUGGAUCGCUCUUCAUUUGGUUUUGUAUCUGGAGCAUAUUCUCAAGUAGAAACAACGGUUAGAUAUAUACAUCAAUAGAGUUUACAAUCAUAUUAAUUUAAGUUGAGGAGCUGCAUGGAAGAAAGCUUUAAGGAAGCUCUGAUGAGCAGCUGGAUUCUCCUCUUAAAUUUUCUUCUCUUUCCUUUUGAAACAAAGGUAGAAGUUGAUGUUGCAUCAAAAGUUGAUCAGGAAUUUAUUCAAUUCACCUGUUCAUUGAUUCUAAAGUUUUAUGCAAUGAACAAGAAGAAAGCCAGAUGCCACAAUGGGGGCCUAUAUUUAUUUCACAAGUGCUCAAAAUUAACUUUUGAUUUGGUGGCUGUCUUUUGCUCAGAUGGAGAACUGUGGGUUUAAACUUUGUAGACAGUCGUUUUAGAUCAUGUUGUGAAAUUUUGAGACAGGCGUGAAAAAUUUUCUCGGGUUACUAAUGUUGCUGUAAACAGGACAAACAUACAUGUACUUUCCACUUAAAAAUGGAAAAAGUGAAUAUUUCAACUAGUCCAGUUACAUGCAGUUAUUCCUGUCAAACCAAAUCUACUAAGAUUGCUUGAAGAGGAGAGCAUUUUGUGCCAAAUUCCUAAUUAUUGCCAUUUACAAAAUGGACACAUUGUCAUUUGAAAAUGUAUAUAUUUAGUUCCUUGCUUUAAUAUGGUACAUGUUAAUUUUCAUCUAUUUAUUUGUUUACUCAUUGUAUCCUUUCAGCUUAUCCUACUGCUUGGUGGAAUACCUUUUUUGUGGAGAAUUUCUGGACUGUUGAUUUCCAAAUUUGGUUAUUCAACUGACUAUGAGGUGUGUUAAGUCAUAAAGGUGAUGAAAAAUAUAUAUAUAAUUAGCUAUCCUUGUAGAAAAUGUAAUCUGCAUUAUAGUGACUAGAUUCCUCUGGCUUUACAGCACAUACAUCUGUAUAAUUGAUCAUUUAGUGAUGAAUUGUCAAAUUAUCAUUGAGUGUAAUUAUAAUCAUUUGGGUAUAAAUCAUCAAAUUAUUAUUUAGUAUAAUUAUAAUCAUUGGAAGGGAGGGGGACAGAUGUGGUGAACAAUGUGAAGGGUGCUUCAGUCAGGAUCCUAAGGUUUGAGCCUUAGCCUUAGCCCACUCACUGUAGGGUAUUGGAGCAUGCUACUGAAACCAGGAUAUACUUUGGCAGCAUGGACUCUCUGGCUUGUGAGGUCUUUAGCCCUUUUGGGCAAAUCAAGAUGAAGAUCAACUCUUAGCUAUACAAUUUUCCUUCCAUUUGGAUUCAGUCUUUGACAAAAACUGAUGCAAAAUUAAUGUUAUUUGAUAGUUAAUGUCUUUUUUUGGGACAGAUCACUCAGUCAUUGGCAUUUCUUUUGAUCGGGAUGCUUUUCAGUACCAUCACAGAUCUUCCUUGGAGCCUGUAUAGUACAUUUGUUAUUGAAGAGAAACACGGCUUCAACAAGCAGGUUUGUUAAAGAAUGUUGCAAAGUGUUGCAUGAGAACAGUCAGGGUUUCAAGGAUAUCGUGUAGAGUCAUUACUAAGACUUAUGACUUUGCACAUAUGUAGCUAUACUUUCAAUUGCAUUCAGCUGCAUAAAAAUUUGCAUUCAGUUACACUUAAAUUCUGUCCUUGUGGCUAAACUCUUUCUAAACUGAUUUAAUUUAUAGAAUCUCUGAGCUACCAGCCAUUAUAUUUUUCUUUUAUUCCUAAAAAUAUUGAUCAGGUCAGCUUGGUGAAAUGCACACUUUAUUGCCAGUGUGAUAAUAUGUAUAACUGUGUAAUAGUGUAUUGAUUACACAUAUUGUCAUAUGGUAUAUAAGUUUCUGUGGAUGUUUAGUUGCUACAAGAAAAGUUCUGAAAGCCAUACUGAAUAUUGCUAAUUUUAAUUUCGGGAAUGUUAUUGUGCUUAAGCUUAUUGUACAUGUCUAUUUGAUGAAGAUGUUGAAAUAAUAGUUGUUUUGUGGAACACCCUCCACAGACUCUUGGCUUCUUCUUUAAGGAUACUGUGAAGAAGCUGGCUGUCAUGCUGGUGAUAUCACUUCCUUUACUUGCGGCAUUACUUUACAUCAUCAAGUGGGGCGGAGAGUACUUCUUCAUCUAUACUUGGAUAUUUACACUUAUAGUUACCCUGGUAUGUAGAUAACUCCUUACUCCUGAUCAUCAAUUUAUUAAGUAUUAUAAAAAGUGGUGUUUAAGCAGUCCUUUUUUUCCCGACCCUUUUUAACCCUUUCACUUCCAAGAUCUCAUUAGUAAUUCUCCUUACUAUCUGCCAUACAAUUCUCAUGAUGUUAGUUUGGAGAAUUUGGUAUUGGAUCAUCUUAUAAUCCUCUAAUUGAUAUUUUUCCUAAUUCUUGUCACAUGUCCACUGAAUAUUGUUAGGAGAAAAAUUCUGUCUUGGUCACUCGUUGGUGUUGAAUGCUUAACCAAUUAGUGGUGCAGCUUGUAUGCUGGAAAACCUGUGCAAAAAUUUGCAUUAAUUGACACUAUUCAUUGAAAAUUUACAUGCCUGUGUAGCAAACUAAUAAGAACAUAAUGAAAAUAAACUAGAAUAGAAAUUGAUUAUUGCUUUUGUAACUUCUGUGGCUCUAAAAACAGCUGUUUUUGUUCUCAAGCAUAAACUUAUAUUUGUUGUUAUUGAAUGGCAUUAUUAACCUUCUUUGGAGACUUUUUAAGUGGUUUAAGGUUACCUUAGCUUCCUUGAGCAUCUAAAUAUUAUUUGACAAGGAACCUAGCAGUGCACUGGGAUGAAUGCUUCUGAAGCUAAUAGUGUCCAGUAUACCUUCUCCUGAUCAAAUCCCUGACUUCUAAGCUAUGAGUGAUCCAAUUCUCCACCUGGUCAGCCAUCUGUUUCUGAUGACUUCAGCUCCAAGAAAUUGGUUUUGAAUUGCACAUAAACUUUAUUUGAUGUUUUCUUUCUUCUCUGUUCCUAUUUGCUUUAAAAUGUCUAAUAACUGUAAGAAGAAAUUUUGUUUUUAUCACUACUGGGAUUGAAAAGGCUAUUUGACAAAUUCUGAUGUUCUGUUUCAGGCUUUAGUGACAGUAUACAUGGACUACAUAGCCCCUUUAUUUGACAAGUUCACUCUUCUUCCAGAAGGAACUCUGCGCUCUGCAAUUGAGCAGUUAGCAGCCAGGAUAUCUUUUCCAUUAACCAAAAUUUAUAUUGUGGAUGGAUCCAAGAGAUCCUCUCAUAGCAAUGCAUAUUUUUAUGGAUUCUUCAAGAACAAGAGGAUAGUUCUUUUUGACACUUUACUGGCUGAAAAUCCUAUAGAGGAAGAGAAGGAUAGUGAAGAAGGUGGAAAGGAAAAUGAUGAUAACAAGGAGCAAGAGAAGGAGGCAGUGGAUGAACCUGUGGAAAAUAAUGUGCAGAAGGAGGUGCCAGUCAUUAUUUUUGUGUGAUUAUUAUUUGGUUUGGAAGUCAAUAGUUUGUUUGGUUAAGGAAAGGGUUUGCAGUUGAACUCCAAUCACUAAAACCCUCUCUUAAUUUAACAUCCGAACAGGAAAUUUUAGUAAGUUUGAUCUUAGUUCAGCCCUUUAACAAAUAAUGAGCAGAAGGAGGUGCUAGUCAUUAUUUUUUUUACUAUUCUUAUUUGGUUUGGAAGUCAGUAGUAAAGGAAAGGUUUGCAGUUGGACUCCAAUCACUAAAACCUAUCUUAAUUAAGCUUCCUUGCUGGAAGCUUAAGCAAGUUUGAUUGUAGUUCAGUCCUUUAACAAAUAAUAUGCAGAAGGAGGUUCUAAUAAUAAUAUUUGUGUUAGCGUUACUUGGUUUGGAAGAGAAUUAACUAUCAGGUCUUGGGAAUUGAAGGGUUGAAUCACACAGGAAGGUCACAAGAAUAAAGGAAAUGAUCACAAACUAAAGAGCUCUUGAUUAUUAAACAAAUUCUCCUUGUCAGCACCUUAGGAAAUGUAUAGCAAAGAUAUGGAGAAUAUUCAUACUGAUGAUAGGGUGUAAAGGAUUAGCCUUUUUAUGAUUAAAUCUUUCAAUGAGUUGUACUUCUGAAGACCUUUGUUAUUUUUUCUUUUUUUCCCGACUGAUUGCUGUCCACCAUUGCAGGAUGCAACAGAAUAUGAUGAAGUGAAGAAGGGCAAAGGUUGCUCAAAUGAUGAGAUACUGGCAGUUCUAGGGCAUGAACUGGGCCACUGGAAACUUAGUCACACCCUUAAAAACCUUGGAAUCUCACAGGUAAAUUCCAACAUGUAAACCAUUACAGGUCAUUUGCAUGCAUGAGGGAACAUGUCUGGGCAGCGUUUUGCCAAGUUGUUUUAAGUAAUUCCUUUGCACAGAUACUCUCAGAGGGAAGGCUUUUUGACUAUGUUGUGAUGAACCUGUUUUUCUGUCCUUGUAGGUGAACACAUUUUUUUCGUUCAUGAUGUUCGGUUUUCUGAUGCAUAACGGGGCAUUGUUUGCAAGCUUUGGUUUCCCCGACUCACAGCCCACAUUGAUUGGUCUGGUGAUCAUAUUUCAGUUUAUAUUUUCACCUUACAAUGAGGUAUGUAUUACCAGUUAUUAUGGAUAAUGGCAACUGAACUGGGUAGAGUGCAAUUGGUCUUAGAUCUUCCGUGUAAAUUAAAAAUAGAUCGAGCACGCCGCGCGAGUUCGAUUGAAAUCACAAAUAUGAUUUAGGGACAAAAUUGCACGAUACGAUAUGCAAUUGCCAGUUAAUUUCUUCCUUUUUUAAAUAGCAAAAUUUAAUCUCCCAAAUAGAAGAUUUUUUCAAUAAAAAUAUUUUAUGGAUUGAGUCCUGAGCCGGUUUGUAAAAAAAGCAAAAUUUUUACUGCCUACGGUAGUUACGAAGGUAGUAGCCUGCAGUGCAGGCGUCUUAUAAGGGCGAAUUAACGCUAAGAAGCUCGCGAUCGUUUAUGCAACCGGCCAUGUACAAAUUUCUUUCUCUCCACAGCCUUCCACUGCCAUUAAAAUCAAAGAUGGCAACAUAAUUUCGCCUAAAAAAAUAUCGAGCACUCGCAAAAAUUACGCCUGCUUUACAGGCUUCAAAGUUAUUUGAAACUUUUUUUGGACAAAUUAAAAAAGUCGUAGAACAUGAGAAAUUUUUACUGUAGCGUACGACUAAUUUGCGAUCAAUUGCGGCCCCGAUAUCGAAAAAGUAACGUCACUUUCCUUUCCUUUAUUUAUUUUAGUUACUAGGUUUUCUGAUGACCGUUCUAAGCCGAAAGUUUGAAUUUCAAGCCGACGCCUUCGCAAAGAAUCUUGGGUUUUCCACAUUUUUACGUUCAGCCCUGAUAAAGCUUCACAAAGACAACCUUGGGUUCCCUGUGGCAGAUAAAUUAUACUCGGCGUACCAUUUCUCACAUCCGCCUUUGAUUGAACGGCUGAGAGCCUUAGGAAUCAAAGAAGAGUGAUACGAUAACCACAGUAAUUAGCAUAAGAAGUGACCUGUGGCACCUUUAAUUCUUAAGAAAGAAACGACUCCUGUUUAUCUUAAAUCUGAAGUUUUCUAUGCUUCGUGAGUCCUAUAUGUAUUUGCAUGCUUUAAUGUAUCAUUUUAGAGAAGGUUGUGCUGAGCCGAGUUUGUGUUUAAGAUACCCGGCUUAUAAAUGAGAAGACUAUAACUUGGUUGGCGAGCUUGUUUUUUGUUUUUAAACAAGGUUUUUCUUUUUCCCCGUCAACCAACUUGAGCAAAAAUUAAUCGCACCUAUCUCUUUGAAGCCGAGAAUAAAACAUCUUUUUUGAAUUAAAAGUCAGUCGGAACGUGAUGACGAGAAAACAAGAAUAAAUUAGUUGAUACCGUGGGGAUUAAGAGUGCCGAUUGGAAAGAUAAAUUUUUGUUCUAGAGUUUUGCAGCUAAAAAAGCAAAGGGAAAAAGAGCGCUUUUCAUCCAACGAAUUUUUUCUUGUUUUCUCGUCACCAUGUUCCCACCAAUAGCGUUACGCCAUUUUUCUGCUUAUAAACACACACACAACCCACAAUUCCUCCAUUCGCUCUGACGAAGGGCUAACACUAGAAACGUGAACUGUGAAACUCUACGGUGGCCAAUUUACGUUAUCGACUUGGUUGAUAAUACUAAAUCGUGUGCUAUUGGGUUUAACCUUUUCAACCACAACCGAUGUAGGUUGAAGUCUGCUACUGGAACACCAACCUCGUUCCACUUGAUCGAACCUUUUCGAUUGACUCCAGGAGUCGUCAUUUCUAGGCUUCUCUGUGUUAACGAGUUCAGCUAAGAGAGCAUGAUGUUCUGAAGUGCGAUUCCUACUUCUCUCUCUCUAAUAUAAACAGUUGUGAAUUCAACUUGGUUUGUUUUCAAUCGAAAAAGUUGAUCAACCAACUGACCUAACCAACCUAAGACGGUUUUCCGCGCUAAAACACGGAGAGUGUCAUGAAACCGGAAACGGUCUAUCCCAAGUGACUAUUUGUCACAGAAGCCACCCGCCUCUGAAGUUAAUUUAUCACACAACUUUAAGACACGCACUGGUUUAAUUUCUUUUUAUUUCCUUUGGUUCAAAGGUUGUUUCACUUGGCUCUAGCUAUGAAUAGUUUUACUGAAAAUGGGCUGAGAAGCUUCGCGAUAGAAGUCCUGUAGCCUAAUCUCUCAUGUGAUUUACAAUAUUAAAAAGAGAAGUGGAUAGUUUAUCUAAUAAUCUUGCACACCAGCAUUUGCAGAUACUGCUUUCUUAUGCUCGCACUAAUUCUAUGAAGAAUCCCAGAACCAGUUGUUGACAAGUUGUCACUAAUACUUACGCUAACUCUAUGGGGAGUAUGAGAGUGAAAUCACGUUUAUCAUUUUUAUGAAAAAGUAUCGAGGCUGCGCGAAACAACAUACCCCUUGAGGGAACUGGUGCCGGGUUGGCUA
Molecule: messenger RNA, 7880 nt
Organism: Pocillopora meandrina
Lineage: Eukaryota; Metazoa; Cnidaria; Anthozoa; Scleractinia; Pocilloporidae
Source: the annotation of a GenBank genome assembly